ACAGAAAGAGCCGCUCCGCGGAACAUGUCCUCGCUGCUGAAGCCGUCCGAGGCCGAGGCCAGCCCGGCCAGGCCGGCCAGCCCGGCCAGCCCGGCCCCGGGGCCCCGGCUCCGGCCUCCGGGGCCCCCGGGGCUCCAGCUGCCUCCGGCCGGCUCCUUGACCGGGAGGAGCCUGGCGGCGGCCGCCGUCGUCCCGCGGAGGAGGACGCACCCCGGGAAGGCCAUCCUGGCAGGUGGGAUCGCUGGGGGGAUUGAGAUCUGCAUCACCUUCCCCACCGAGUACGUGAAGACCCAGCUGCAGCUGGACGGGAGAGCCAACCCCCCUCGCUACAGGGGCAUCGGCGACUGCGUGAAGCUGACGGUGCAGGACCACGGGCUCCGAGGAUUGUACCGGGGCCUCAGCUCGCUGCUCUACGGCUCCAUCCCCAAGUCUGCAGUCAGGUUCGGCACCUUCGAGAUGCUCAGCAGCCCGAUGCGCGACGCCACGGGCCGGCUGGACAACACGCGCAGCCUGCUGUGCGGUCUGGGCGCCGGCAUCGCCGAGGCCGUCGUGGUCGUGUGUCCCAUGGAGACGCUGAAGGUCAAGCUGAUCCACGACCAGUGCUCGCUGCGGCCGCGCUACCGGGGCUUCUUCCACGGCGUCAGUGAGAUCGUCAGGGAGCAGGGCGUGAGGGGAACCUAUCAGGGGCUGACGGCCACCGUGCUGAAGCAGGGGAGCAACCAGGCCAUCCGCUUCUACGUCAUGAACGCGCUGAGGAACUGGUACAAGGGCGACGACCCCAGGCGAGAGAUGCACCCGAUCGUCACGGCGAUGUUCGGAGCCACGGCGGGAGCCGCCAGCGUGUUCGGGAACACUCCCCUGGACGUGGUGAAGACCAGGAUGCAGGGUUUGGAGGCCCAUCGCUACAAAAACACCGUGGACUGUGCCUUCCAGAUCCUGAAGCAAGAGGGGCCGCAGGCGUUCUACAAGGGGACGGUUCCCCGGCUGGGCCGCGUCUGCCUGGACGUGGCCAUCGUCUUCGUCAUCUACGAGGAGGUGGUGAAGCUGCUCAACAACGUGUGGAAGACGCAGUAGCGCCGGCCGGGGGGGGGGACAGACCAGUGCCUCGACAUACGCACAACCCAACACCUCCACCGCAGUUCACCCGCGUCUGCAGACGCCGCCGCCGCGACCGCUGUCACUGUUACGCAGCGCUAACUCCCGCUCCCACCGCGCCGGGACAAACCGGCCCCUCCUCCGGUUCCUCCUCCGGCUCCUCCGGCUCCUGUCGGCGGGUGAACUCGUGUGCUGAAACCAGAAAUGUGUCUUGAUUCACUGAGAACUUACUAACCUCCUGAGCAAAGAUGCAGAUCUUGUUGCAGGAAUGUAACCCGUAGUAACGCGUGGUCGCACCGACGCUGCUGACCCGGCGGUGAUCCAUCAGCUGCUCCAGCAGACCCAUCUCAUGCGGUUCCAGCCGCUUCCAGGGCUGGUUCUCAUACCCCUUUUCCACCAAACCGGUUCCAGGCUGUUUCU
Molecule: messenger RNA, 1515 nt
Organism: Cololabis saira (Pacific saury)
Lineage: Eukaryota; Metazoa; Chordata; Actinopteri; Beloniformes; Belonidae
Gene: slc25a1a
Product: solute carrier family 25 member 1a
Exons: 9
Coding region: 25-1074 (349 amino acids)
Biological process (GO): mitochondrial citrate transmembrane transport
Source: RefSeq, a predicted model, not a curated record